Molecule: messenger RNA, 1203 nt
Organism: Thlaspi arvense
Lineage: Eukaryota; Viridiplantae; Streptophyta; Magnoliopsida; Brassicales; Brassicaceae
Source: the annotation of a GenBank genome assembly
AUGCGACAUCAAGAAUCAGAGUUUCUUGAAUUUCGUCAACGGAUUAAGGAAUCGAUCAGGGAGGAAACGCAAAACGGAGACUCUGUUUCUCCAACCUCAGAGCAGAGAAAAGGAAAACUUCCGUAUAACGACUUCGGUUCCUUCUUCGGUCCUUCUCAGCCUGUCAUUGCUCGACGAGUGAUACUAGAAAGCAAAUCUCUGUUAGAAAACGAGCUUGCGGCUACUAAAAUGUUGAACUCAAUCCAAACUAAGCAAAGCUGUGGUCCAACGAGUGCUUCAGCGACCAAGAAUGCGAAAAGAAAAGCUGAGAUGCUUAAGGACUCAAGAGACUACUCAUUCCUUUCCUCUGACGAUGCUGAGCUUCCUGUUUCCAUCAAGGAACCACCUCCUCGUAUCUCCCCUGUUCCUAUUUCUAGACCAAGUUUUUGGGAAACCCAAAUGGAUCAUUCAAGACCGGUUUCACAACCAAGUUCCAGAUUAGGUUCUCAGAGACCAGUUCCUUCGAGAAAACCAGAUUCAAAACAAAUGGAUCAUAGGAAAAAGCCAAAGCCAUUGACGUCUGACCUUAAGAAACAGAGGGUAGAACAGAGGAAGGUUCCUAAAGAACUCGCAAGUUCUCAAACGGUUCCAAGGAAACAAUCAUUGGCUUCUCGGGUGAUUAGCAAACCAGUGGUGAAGCAACAUGAUCAUCAACUGAAGAAGAAGAGGAAGAGUGCAAAAAUGUCGGAAGAUGAUGAGUUGGCGUUGCGAAUGAUUAGAAAGAUGUGCAACACUGAUCGUUUUUCCGGGAGUGAUUUCAAAGAUUAUGAUGAUAGAAGCAUGGAAGCUAACUUUCAAGAUAUCAUGAAGGAAGAGAAACGAAGUGAGAAACUUGCCAAGAAAGAAGACGCGGAACAACUACGGUUGAUAGAAGAAGAGAAUAGGCGAGAAAGAUGCUUUGGUUCUUUCAUUUUGAUUGUUGCUACAAACAUGGAUGGAGUCAAAGUGGUUAUACUUCUCAUGAAGGAGUCUGAGGCUAUUUUAGAAUUCGAGGACCGAGUUAUCAAGCAAACCUCUCCUGAAACUAUAACACAUGUUAGAUUGUUAGACUGGUGCGAGAUGGAGUUGAAUUCAUUAUUUGGACAUGCUCUAAAGGGGAUAGAAUAUUCUUGUCUGGUUGAUUUGUGUGCUAUGACUGAAACAAAGCCAUGCGAGCUCAUCUAG